AUGGAAAUGUUGGCAGAUGUCAUUUUUCUUGCCCUCCUACAUCUUGGCUUGACACUGGCAGGAGCCAGCUUUAACACUCCAUUUACCUUGCUAGCACCACCUCCCUGCCUCAGCACUCCCUUGUGGACUCACCCCGCUCAAUCGUCUCACCAAGUAGUGCUGAUCCGAAGCAAGCCUCAACUGACCACACAAAGUACACAGCUUCAGCUUGGAAAGGCAAUCCUCCAAAGCAAACCCUGCCAUAGGAAUGGAGCCAGGCCCACCCACCCACACACUUGCAACUGUUGCUGCCAGGCUUCUCAGGCAGCUGCACUGGCGCUAACCUCACUUACCAACAACCCUACAAAACAUGCAGCUAAGCCUCUCAGCAAGCCAUGCCAGGAGCCAAUCCUGCUAAUGGGUGCACCCACAGUAGACAUAGUUAGUCAGUGCAUCCAGCUGCACUGGGAGCCAACCCUCCCACCUGUGCACCCAAACCCCCAAAAUAUGUCCAAUGACACUGAGUUUCAGCUGCUAGGAUUCCAGAAAAUUUUUGAAUGCCAGACAUUGGCUUUUGCCAUUUCUCUGUUCAUCUACUUUCUCAUGAUCACAGGGAAUAUUGUCAUUAUUGCAGUGGUGAGCCAAGACCAGCGACUAUACUCAUCUAUGAAGAUAUUGCUCAACUAUCUUUCCUUUCUGGAGAUCUGGUAUACAUCCACUAUUGUGCCCCUUUUCUUAGCCAUUUUUCCUCCCAUGGCCAAGCAAUCUCCUUCCCUGCCUGUACAGAUGGCACAGCUUCAUUUCUUUGUGUUCUUUGGUGAUACUGAAUUCUUUUUUCUGGCCAUGAUGGCCUAUGACUGAUAUCUGGCCAUCUGCAACCCACUCGACUACUCUUCCCUGAUGAAUCCUGAGAUCUGCACCAGGUUGGUGGCAGUCUCCUGGUUGACAGGUGUUGGCACAGGAUUUCUGCCCUCCCUAAUGAUUUCCAAGUUGGAUUUCUGUGGUCCUAACCAGAUGAAUCAUUUCUUCUGUGACCCCUUUCCCCUCAUGCAGCUCUCAUGUUCCAGUGUGUAUAUCACCAGGAUGACCAUCUUUAUCCUGUCAAUUGUAGUGCUGUGCAUUUGCUUUCUUCUUACACUUGUGUCCUAUGUUUUCAUUGUGCCCACAGUAUUGAGAAUACCUUCAGCCUCUGGCCUGAUGAAGACCUUUCCCACAACUGGAUCCCAUGUGGCUGUUGACUACUGUGGGACCAUGAUCUCCAUGUAUGUUCACCACAAUGACCACCUGUCACCUGAAAUCAACAAGAUCAUUUUUGUCUUCUACACUGUGGUGACCUCUCUGUUGAACCCUGUUAUCAAUAGCUUGAGGAACCAAGAAUUCAAAGAUGCUGUUAGAAAAGAAAUGAAAAAAAAGUGUGGUAUCUAUGGAAUAAGAGUGAAGGGGAGUUUGCACGCUGGACCACCUACCAGAUUUGGGAAUUUGGCUUGCAAGCCUCCAUAA
Ailuropoda melanoleuca (giant panda) is the source of this 1479-nucleotide messenger RNA. Its product is annotated as olfactory receptor 11L1. Gene Ontology annotation, cellular component: membrane. Lineage: Eukaryota; Metazoa; Chordata; Mammalia; Carnivora; Ursidae. The record is from RefSeq and is a predicted model, not a curated record. Gene Ontology annotation, biological process: G protein-coupled receptor signaling pathway. Gene Ontology annotation, molecular function: olfactory receptor activity; G protein-coupled receptor activity.